Molecule: messenger RNA, 851 nt
Organism: Coffea eugenioides
Lineage: Eukaryota; Viridiplantae; Streptophyta; Magnoliopsida; Gentianales; Rubiaceae
Product: probable WRKY transcription factor 51
Exons: 3
Coding region: 1-660 (219 amino acids)
Biological process (GO): regulation of DNA-templated transcription
Molecular function (GO): sequence-specific DNA binding; DNA-binding transcription factor activity
Source: RefSeq, a predicted model, not a curated record
AUGUUCAACUCCCCUUUCCUCCCACCACCAGAGCAAGGCAUUAGCGCUCAUCAUGGCAAUGUUGUUCCAAGCUCUUAUGCUUCUUCUGAUUACUUGCUUGAAAAGUACUCCAAUGAUCAUCUAGGGAGUCAUGAACUUCUUCAUUAUCUUGACUUACCAGAUCAUGAAGAGCCUUUAAUCAACAAUGUUCAUACUGAUUCCAAUUCAACCCUCACAGCAUGUGUUUAUCCAACUCCAUUCACUCGAGAAAUGACGAAUACUACUGGAAGCUCGGCCAACUGCAUGGAUGGCAUGCCAAUCAAUUGCAACAUGCAUGAAUCAAGAUGCAUGAGGGCAACGAAGAUGGCUAAGGUGGACCAAGGAAAUAUUAUUGCUAUUCGAACGAAGACUCAGCUUGAGAUCUUGGAUGAUGGAUUUAAGUGGAGGAAGUAUGGGAAGAAAACGGUGAAGAGUAAUCCUAAUCCUAGGAAUUACUACAAGUGCUCCACUCAAGGGUGCAAAGUAAAGAAGAGAGUAGAAAGAGAUGGCGAAGAUCCAAGCUAUUUGAUUACAACCUAUGAAGGCAGGCAUAACCAUGAAAGCCCCUGUUUUAUCUACUGUGAUGAAUUGCCUUUGGCCAUUUCCUAUGGAUGGACCUUGCGACCAUCGCAAUAUUCUUGAUCGACAAGACUAGUCCUUUUCUCUAAUACUAUCUACCAAAUUAUUUGCACAAGUAUCCAGCUGCAAAUAUUGUAGUUUAAAGUAAUAAUAAAGGAAAAAGGAUAACCACUACGAUGAUUAGAAAUCGGAAAUUUAAGCCCCACAGAUUUCUCUUGUAGAAAACUACACAGCCUGCCGGCUACUUAGCCAUC